Durio zibethinus is the source of this 1387-nucleotide messenger RNA. RefSeq names its product F-box protein At5g07610-like. Gene Ontology annotation, molecular function: protein binding. The record is from RefSeq and is a predicted model, not a curated record. NCBI's taxonomy places the organism in Eukaryota, Viridiplantae, Streptophyta, Magnoliopsida, Malvales, Malvaceae.
UUAAAAAUAAAGUGAGUAACAAAGCCAAAAGUAGAUACUAUUUCAUUGCGUCGGUAAGCAACACUACUAGGUUCUUUUCAAGGUGCUUUUCUUUUAUGGUUUAAAUGUAACUUACUAUGGAAGUUAAGUCUCCAGGGGAACCACAAAAGCAGUACAAAGAAUUGGGGUUUCAACUCUGAAGCCUAAAGUCAUGAAGAAGCGUAAAGUCAUGAAUUCUGCAGAGAAGAUUGGCAACAACCGAGAUAUGUUAACAGAAAUCCUCCUCAGAUUACCAACAAAGUCACUCAUCAAAUUCAAGUGUGUCUCAAAACAGUGGCUAUCUCUCAUUUCAAACCCUCAGUUCUGUCUCUCCCACACUCGCCACCACCAACACAAUGGGUUUCUCGAGCCUACUGCUCUUCUGCUCAAAGUUAAGAACACAAUAUCCCCUGAAUUUGAUGUGGUUCCUUUGAAGCAUUACAGUGAAGUCCCCUUCUUUCAUUAUGUUAAUUCCCCUGACAUCAACAUGCUGCAAUCUUGUAAUGGGUUGUUUCUUUGCGAGACCCACGAUGAUGAUGUUGAUAAUGUCUCCAGGUACUUCAUCUGCAACCCAACCACUAAGAAAUUCAAGAUGCUAUCUUUUCCUAGGAACCCACAUGAAGAUUGUGAGUUUUAUGUUAGUUUGGCUUUUGAUCCUCUCAAAUCUCCUCAUUACAAGAUUAUUGCUAUUCGGAAAGUAUCAAAAAACUCUUUUGAGUUUGAGAUGGAUAUAUAUUUGUCAGAGACUGAUUCUUGGACUGUAUCCGGUAUUAGUUUUGAAGUAGGCGAUGAUGGCAGCAUAGCAUUUAAUGACGCCGUUUUCUGUAAUGGAAUCAUUCAUUGGAAUAGUUAUGGAGCCGAGUCACUGUAUUUUGAUGUAGGGCAGGACUGUUUGCAAAAAAUGCCAAUGCCAAUGCCAACGCGAAACAAUCUGCUUGAGAUUUAUAGAUAUUUUGGAGAGACCAGGGGCACUUUGUAUCUAGCAGUAGUGAUCCACCACGCGUUAAUUGGUCUUGAAUUAAAUGUUUAUGAGAUGGAAAGUGACUAUUCUCGUUGGUUCUUCAAGCAUCGUCUGAACAUUGGCGAUGCCAUGAAAAUUUUUCCUGAGCUAAACUUGGGUUAUCGUGGGGUUUCUCUUGGACUCUCUGCUGUGUGUUUUAUUCGAUCUGAGAAAGAAGAAGAGCCAAAGGUUGUCGCAUGGGCAGAUGGUAAAAUCAUUUUCUAUGAUUUCAAUGAUGGGGCGUGGAAAAAGCAUUAUGAUCCAGGGCCUGGAAUCAAAAUUGGCACACGUUUUUCACACGUUUUUUCUCAUUUACAUGAACAAAGAUUUCUUGCUUAUAAAUACUUUGAGAACCUCUCUUGUAUUUGA